AUGGCGCCUUUUUUUGUUUGCAAGACGGGCGUGGCCGAUUCAGAGCUGCAGCAGCGGGGCUCCGCGCGCGGCUCCUCGCGGCGCCGCGGCGCGGCGCGCAGAGAGGGCAGCGCUGGUGGCGGGGAGCAGGGCGUGGCGCCCGUUCCAAAGGCCUUCUUGUGCCCGAUCACGAAAGAGGUGUUGAAGGAUCCGGUGCUGGCGGUGGACGGCCAGGUGUAUGAGCGGGAUGCGAUUGAGCAGUGGUUCCGGUGGAACCGCACGAGCCCUAUGACGGGGUGCUUCCUGCACGCCACUGGGUUGCUGCCAGAAGAGCCUCUUCGCAGGGCCGUGGAGGAGUUCAUGGAGUGGCACUCUGGAGCCGGUGGUAAGGAUGCUCGCCACGCUGCUGCCGCAGGCGCCGCGAGAGAGCCGGAGGCGCACAUCCUUGAGACGCUGCAGGAGGAACAGAUGCGGGUCAGCCAGCUCCAGGAGAUCAUACGCCGCAGCGCCGACCGGCUGCGUCGCGCCGCAAAGGCUGGCAGCGGCGACGACCUGCUGGCAGAGGUAGUUGCUGUAGCCAGUGAACUCGAGGCUGGAGUCCCCUCAGCCCCAGUGCAGGAGGAGAGGGACCAGCCGACCGCGGUGCAAGCGGAGGCCAGGGAGGACGCAACCUCCUCCACGACGGCCAGCUCCCGCCGCGGAGGCGUGGAGGACGAGGAGGUGCAGCCACUCAGCCAGUGUAUUCAUGUGCUGCGCGGCCACACCGACGGCGUAAGCUGCGUGGCCGCCGUUGGGUUGGAGCGCCUGGCCAGCGGCUCCGCAGACAAGUCUGUGAAGGUGUGGGACGCGAGGACCGGCGUCUGCCAGUGGACCCUCGAGGACCACAGGGACUCCGUCACGUGCGUGACCGCGCUGCGCCCAGACGUGCUGGCGAGUGGCUCGGAGGACGGGACAGUGAAGGUCUGGGACACGACGUACGGCCAGCUAUUCGUGACGCUGCAGGGGCACGCGCAGUCCGUCCGGGGCGUCGCGGCGCUCGCCCCCGACCGUCUGGUGAGCAGCUCUGACGACAAGACCCUCAAGAUCUGGGACGUCACUACCGGUCAGUGCUUGAGGACCCUCAAAGGGCACAGUGACAAGGUUCGGAGCGUGACGGCCUUUGGUUCAGGUUGUGUCGCGAGCGGGUCUUUCGACCAGAGCGUGAAGAUUUGGAGCGCGGUGGACGGCAGAUGCAUCGCAACGCUGAAGGGUCACACGAAUUGGGUCAGGGACGUGGUCGACAUGGGGAGCGACCGCCUGGCGAGUUGCUCCGACGACAAGACCAUCAGGAUCUGGGACUCGUCGUCCAGGCGAUGCAUCCGGGUGCUGCAGGGCCACAACGAUUUUGUCACGAGCCUGGCAGUACGCGGCUUGGGACAUUUGGCCAGCGGUAGCGACGACUACAACAUUUGCUUCUGGGACAUUAACGGUUCGGCGGGGUGCGAGGACCCGGUGGGCACGCUGACGGGCCACCAGCAUCUCGUUCGCGGCGUGGCUGCCCUCGGCCCGUCGUUGCUGGCCAGCGGCUCGCUCGACCAGACAGUCCGUGUGUGGGGCAACCCAGAGAACGUCUUCUGUCUGUAG
Molecule: messenger RNA, 1602 nt
Organism: Prorocentrum cordatum
Lineage: Eukaryota; Dinophyceae; Prorocentrales; Prorocentraceae
Source: the annotation of a GenBank genome assembly